Messenger RNA from Suncus etruscus (white-toothed pygmy shrew), 2094 nucleotides. Its product is annotated as casein kinase I-like. Gene Ontology annotation, biological process: peptidyl-serine phosphorylation; signal transduction; endocytosis. Lineage: Eukaryota; Metazoa; Chordata; Mammalia; Eulipotyphla; Soricidae. Gene Ontology annotation, molecular function: ATP binding; protein serine/threonine kinase activity. The record is from RefSeq and is a predicted model, not a curated record. Gene Ontology annotation, cellular component: nucleus; plasma membrane; cytoplasm.
CCGAGCCGGAGCGCGAGCGGGACCCGCCGACCCCGGGGCCGGCGCCGCGCUGCUGAGCCGAGAGCCGCCCGGCCGCGGGGACUCGGCGACGCCGACAGCUUGGAACCCCGAGCUUUGAGGCGCAGACCCCUCGGCAUGUGCCGUCGCCCUGGCCCGCCCGCAUUGCCGGCCCCGUGUGAGUAGAGCGGGCACAUGGGGUGCUAGCCCCGGGCACCCGCACCGAGCUGCAGGCCCCGCAGCGGCGGAACCGUGGAGAGACCGGGGUACCACAAACUGAUGGAUUUUGACAAGAAAGGAGGGAAAGGGGAGACGGACGAGGGCCGGAAAAUGGCCAAGGCGACCUCUCGCGCAGGCCACAGCGUGCGGAGCGGGAGCCGGCCAGGGGUCCUGAUGGUGGGCCCCAACUUCCGGGUCGGCAAGAAGAUAGGCUGCGGCAACUUCGGGGAACUCCGGCUGGGGAAAAAUCUCUAUACAAAUGAAUACGUAGCAAUCAGACUGGAGCCCAUCAAGUCCCGGGCGCCGCAGCUGCACCUGGAGUACCGCUUCUACAAACAGCUCAGCACUGCAGAGGGCGUCCCCCAGGUGUACUACUUUGGGCCGUGCGGGAAGUACAACGCCAUGGUGCUGGAGCUGCUGGGGCCCAGCCUGGAGGAUCUGUUCGACCUGUGUGACCGAACCUUCACGCUCAAGACGGUUCUCAUGAUCGCCAUUCAGCUGAUCACCCGCAUGGAGUACGUGCACACCAAGAGCCUCAUCUACCGUGACGUGAAGCCCGAGAACUUCCUGGUGGGGCGGCCGGGCAGCGAGCGGCAGCACUCGGUGCACAUCAUUGACUUCGGCCUGGCCAAGGAGUACAUUGACCCUGAGACCAAGAAGCACAUCCCGUACCGCGAGCACAAGAGCCUGACGGGCACGGCACGCUACAUGAGCAUCAAUACACAUCUGGGCAAAGAACAGAGCCGCCGCGACGAUUUGGAGGCACUGGGCCACAUGUUCAUGUACUUCCUCCGCGGCAGCCUGCCCUGGCAGGGGCUCAAGGCUGACACGCUCAAGGAGCGCUACCAGAAGAUUGGGGACACCAAGCGGGCCACACCUAUUGAGGUGCUGUGCGAGAGCUUCCCUGAGGAGAUGGCCACAUACCUGCGCUACGUGCGGCGCCUGGACUUCUUCGAGAAGCCGGACUAUGAUCACCUGCGCAAGCUCUUCACAGACCUCUUUGACCGCAGCGGCUUCGUGUUCGACUACGAGUACGACUGGGCUGGGAAGCCGCUGCCCACGCCCAUCGGCUCUACUCUCAGUGAGCAGCUCACGCAGUGCCAGGCACGGGAAAAGCCCCAGCUCUACUGCAAGAACCAGGCGCUGAACUCCACUAACGGGGAACUCAACACCGACGACCCCACUGCCGGCCACUCUAACGCCCCCAUCACUGCGCCUGCCGAGAUGGAGGUGGCGGAGGACACCAAGUGCUGCUGUUUCUUCAAGCGAAGAAAGAGGAAAUCGCUGCAGCGCCACAAGUGAGGUCGCCGGGUGCCCACAGCGCCGUGUGCACCUGCCAAGGGGUCUUGCCCCCACCCACCUGCCGGCCCCAGCCCAGGUGCCGCCUUUGUGUGCUCCCCCGGGAGCUGAGACUCUAGCGGGGUGGAGCGUGUCAGUGAGCACUAGCCUGGCCACCCAUCUCUAUAUACAGCCGCUCCCUACGUCCAAAGGCAAUUUCUCCAGGGCUGCCGUGGCAUGGGCGAGGCGGCCCCCAACCAAAAUGCUGCACCAAAGCCAGGCAGGCUGGGUGUGGCCCUGCUGCUCCAGACCAGGGUGGCCCUGGGGGCCCAGCACCAGCCAGCUGGGCCCAGCCGGGAGACAAGCGCCUUAAAGCCCAGCCCAGCCCCGCGGGCGGGCGCCUACCGGGCGGGCGGGCAGGGUUGCCGGGGCACAGCGCAGGGGGCCUGGUGGGCGCAGGAACGCGGUCCUGCUUUACCGAGUGUACAGAAAUGGCACUUCCUUCUCCAUGCUUCCUGGAAGCCAUAGAAUUUAGGGGCUUUUUUACAAAAUAAACAAAACGAAACCAAAAAAAAAAAAAAAAAAAAAAAAAAAACCAAA